Molecule: messenger RNA, 2331 nt
Organism: Paralichthys olivaceus (Japanese flounder)
Lineage: Eukaryota; Metazoa; Chordata; Actinopteri; Pleuronectiformes; Paralichthyidae
Gene: tm6sf2a
Product: transmembrane 6 superfamily member 2a
Biological process (GO): regulation of lipid metabolic process; lipid homeostasis
Cellular component (GO): endoplasmic reticulum-Golgi intermediate compartment membrane; endoplasmic reticulum membrane
Source: RefSeq, a predicted model, not a curated record
GUGUACCAGCUGCACUGUGAACAUGUAUUAACCAAAAGGUGUGUCAGCAACACGUGGGAUCACCUCGCAUUAAGUUCAAAAUGAACAUCAGCCAACAGAUAUCAAAUCAAGAAUGUAGAGCCAAAUGCCUAAUUUACGCAUGACGCACGGCCCAACAGUCCAUUGUAUGACUGUUCGCUGCGUUUCCUUUAAAUUUCCACCCGGUGGUCGUGACUCCUGAGUUGAACUUUGAGACCUGCAGACAACGCUGGAACGAGCAAGUGCGUUGUUUCUUCACGGAUCAAAAGCCAACGAGUGACGCUCCUUUUUAAUUGUCUCCUUACCUCAACAAGCAGUGGAGAGGACGCUGGCUCCUAACAUGCCUCGUUCUGGUUCUACCGCCAGUCACCGCGUUUAACUGGGGAUUUUUCGCUCUGAACAUUUCAAACAUUACAUUUUGAACAAUGAGGCCGCCGGUGGAAGUCUCCGUGUUUCUUCUCUCUCUCUUGGCUCCUGGAGUUUUAUACACGUUGAACAACAUCCCUGCGCUCCAGGAACCUCUACCUAUCCUGGGGAUGGGACUGGUCGUCCUGGGAUCUGUUCUUCUCCUCCUCCUCCUCACUGUGCGACACAAGAUAAGAGUGGACCCUUUAUUCUACGCGUUCGCAGAGUUUUCCUUCACCUGCAUGGUGGGACUGACGAAUGCUUUAGAGCAAGAUGGGCUCAUCUCUGGCUUCAUGGGCUUCUAUCUAAAGAUGGGUGAGCCUCAUCUGAUUACUGCCUAUGCUGUGAUGAUGUCUUACUGGGAAGGCGUCUUUCACUUUGUCCUCUUCCUCUUUAUCAUCCACCGCAUGUUUAAAGGGAAGUCCUAUCGAAGCCUGGGCCUGCUGUGGACGGGCUCCUCCAUCGCCCACCAAAUUGUUCUCAUCCCAGGAGUGGUUGUCGGUAAAUACGGGUCUAACAUUCGGCCAGCCUUUUGGAGGAACCUCCCGUUCUUCGUGGUGCCUUUCUGGGCUGCGUCUGUCCUCUUCAGCAGACACAGAGAGAUGUCAGUUGUCACAGCAGACAAGAUUGCAGCAGAGCAGAAGAAAAGUCUGCUGUUCCGGCCGGUCGACCUGCUUGUGUCACUUCUCUUAAUGGGAGCCAUGGCCUUCUCAGUUUUCAGAGGCUUUGUGGUGCUGGACUGUCCCCUGGACACCUGUUUCACCUACAUCUAUCAGUACGAGCCCUACCUCAAAGACCCAGUCGGCUUCCCCAGGGUUAUGAUGCUGGUGUAUUUAUUCUACGCUCUGCCCCUGAUGACUGUCUUCAUCUAUGGUCUGAAAACACCAGGGUGCAGCUGGAUGUUAGACUGGACCAUCUUCUUUGCUGGAGCCAUGGCUCAGACCCAGUGGUGCCAUAUCGGCGCAUCUCUGCACUCCCGCACUCCCUUCACGUACCGGGUCCCUGCUGACAAAUGGUGGCCUGUUAUCACCCUCAACGUACUGCUGGCUGUGGUGCCGGCUCUGCUGGCCCUGCGCUGCCACGCCAGCCCCACCUUUUUUAUGAAACCUGUCCCCAAGGGACAGACCAACAACGAGAAGAAGAAAAACUAAACCUCACUCCAGCCACGGACUGUCGAGGAAUACGUCAUGCUAUGACAAGGCUAAUGUUUUCUGGGACUCUCUGUUGUGCACAAACUGCUUAAAACACCCAAUUUUUCAACCUUAAAACCCAGAGAAAGUCUACAAACAUCCGUCACCUGGCGCAGCACUCCCUGCAUGGACUAUUGGACCCCUGAUAAGAAAGCAGUUGAUGAAGUAGAGGGCUGUGAUCAUCUCGCACAGCUUUCAGGUGACUCAUGCAGAUACAGAGAUGGUAUCUAUCCAAACUGAGACAGUUAACCUGAAUAUAUUGGUCAGCAACACACCACCAGAGAGUGAAAGUCUUAUUAUAUAUUUUCUAUGCAGAAAUCUACAACAAAACUCCACAGCUUUAAGUUUGUUUGUACUGGGUCAGUGAAAAGUAAAACUACAGAGUAUAGUAACUAAAAUAGUUUGUGAUAAGGGAGAUGGCAGGAGAUGUUGUCACUGCACCGAUCAAGUUGUGAUUGAUUGAUUAAUAAUUGUGUCUAUAAAAUGUCAAUAAAUAAUAAAGAAUCAAAGUUUCCUACAGUCUCAACAGUACAAAUCUUUAGGUUUUCAUCGAUAUAGAAAUAAGAGAACCCGCUAAAGAACCUGAAAUGAGAAAUGACUGUUUUGGUAAUAUAUAAUUAGCUCUGUUCAACUCAUAAAUUGAUCAGCCAAUCAUUCUUAUUACCUCAGUGUCUCGUAGUUUACUUUAUUUUGUCCAAUAAAAACAAAUGGUGCCAUA